Mesocestoides corti is the source of this 441-nucleotide messenger RNA. Lineage: Eukaryota; Metazoa; Platyhelminthes; Cestoda; Cyclophyllidea; Mesocestoididae. The record is from the annotation of a GenBank genome assembly.
AUGCGUUCAUUGAACAACCCGUUCAUGGUUGUCGCAGGUCCACAUGCGGAGAAUCUCCCUCGCAUUCAAUACAAACGGCAUUCGAGUCUCACCGACGCAGGCGGCGUUCUGCCAAGCCAGUCCCCUCUCGCUCAGCAUAACACAAACACGUGGAUGCUUUUGUUGUGGCUGAUGGCUAAUCGAUCGACGGAGACGUCCACUGUACGUGGACGAGCUCUGCCAGGUGGUGUGGAAAUGUGGGCAAAACAAAGUCUGUUAGAGAGAGGCGUGCGAAUAUUGGCGGAACAGACGACGACGACGAUGACGUCCCAUUCGCCCAAGUCGAUUGUGCACCUCACGACCGGAACGAAGGCGUCGCGGGAACCCUACGUCCCAGUUUGUGUAAUUUGUCUGCUCCAUGCUGUGCCAUGCCCAGGCGCCAUUCAACACCGGCUUGUGUAG